UGUAUUUCCUUAAAUUGUCCUAUGACAUGUAUGAUUAAAAUAGGUUAUAUUUACAUUCAGAUUUAUCUUUUGACCUUCAAGCGAGUGGAUACACUUACAUUAAUGAUUUCAAAUAUAUAACGUCAACGAUAUGUUAGCUAUAAAUAAACUGGAUUUUUACGUAGUAUAAAUUUUCUAACUUUAUCUAAGUUUGUGUGCAAUAUUGAGAUUUCGUGUUAUUGAAUAUUUGCCGCAAUAUAUGAAAUAUAAUCACGUGACAAAAGUGUUCAAAGCAGACGAAAAAUCAGCUAUAGUACUCUUAAGAAAGAGUGAAUUAUGGAGAACGUGACAAUUAAUACUACGUCUCUGCCAAUAUCCAACGAAACAGAACAUAUAAAUCUCUUGUCGGUAUUUGCUGCGGAUAUUACUUUAACCAUCAUUGCUUGCACAUUGUCAUUUUUAGGAUCCAUAUUUAUUUUUAGUGCUUAUUGCGUCGUUGACAGUUUACGACCUGAAAAUGAAACGAGACGACUGCUUAUAUAUUUAACUGUUUCAGAUUUAGUAGUUGCCAUUGGAAACUUCAUUGGAACUAUAAGAUUUAUUAUUAUUUACGACAAUAAACCGUUUUAUGCUAAUUCGGGCGAAGAAUUGGCGAGUGAUAGCGUUUGUGUUGUUCAAAGUUUCAUUUCAGCAACAGGAUCUAUGUGGUCAUUUUGUUGGAACACAGCAAUUGCCAUACAUCUAUGUGUUGCCUUGGUUUAUCGUAGAAAUGGCACAUGGUCGCGGAAGGUGAAAAUAUUCUGUCAUUCAGUGUGUUGGCUUCUUCCUCUUUCCGUAGCAAUAGCGGCUGCCAAAUGUGAAGUUUUAGGUGAAGAUUUUGCUCAAGUAACUGGUAUAUGGUGUUGGAUUAAGUCUUCAUUGUCAAGGAGCGACCGGAUAUUAUGGAUGAUAAUUUCCGGUAAAGGAUGGGAGUUAGUUUCGUAUUUUGUGACGUGUAUAAUGUUUCUAUAUCUGAAAGGAUACAUGUGGCGCCAGAGAACAAGAUUUAACCAACGUCGAUUUAACGACGUAUCUCUUCGACUGAGAGCUGAAGACGAAAACUACCUUUACUUGUGGUUGAUCGGGUAUCUUCUCAGGAUAUGGGGGACGCUGCGCUUCUUUUUAUAUGUGUCAGGAAAUUCUUCGAAUGAUAAACCUUACACGGACAUAAAUUUUGCCCUAGUGCAUCUAGAAAGCUUUGGUGACAGUUCGAAGGCAUUUUUUACAUUUAUUUUAUUUUGCAUUGCUGACAAAACAACUAGACAAAUUCUAAUGAACAAAAUAUGCCAUAGAAGGCGUGGCUAUGAGGAAAUUUUACAAAGCUUAAAUGCGGAACCAAGAUAAUGCGGAUAACAGUUUUAAUUAAUCCUUGUAAACACCAUUUUACAUGGAAAAAGACAGGUAGAAACAUUAAUAAAAUUAAACAUAAUAUUUGUUUAGAGAUAAUAGAUUAUGCCAUCUAUGUUACUCAACUGACAUUGGUGAAGAAUACCACUACAUUAUGACUUGUAAAGCACCCAAAACAAAAUUGUUAUGUAAUUACUUUCGGAAAAAUCUAAAUACAUACACAUUUUAUGUUUUAUUCAAUUCUACAAAUACUGUACUAUUAGAAGUUGUGUACAUUUAUUAAAAUGAGAAAUGUGAAAGUAUGUCCUCCUUGUUUAACUAUGAAACUUACAUGUAGGAUCUCACACAUGCAUGUAGUUAUUUUUUUAAGGAUAUAUAUAUGUACCAUUCUCUGAAACUUUGUAUUUAGUUCAUGACAAUAAAAUUCAGCAUCA
Mytilus trossulus (common blue mussel) is the source of this 1799-nucleotide messenger RNA. Its product is annotated as G-protein coupled receptor 157-like. The record is from RefSeq and is a predicted model, not a curated record. Gene Ontology annotation, molecular function: G protein-coupled receptor activity. The transcript is spliced from 3 exons. NCBI's taxonomy places the organism in Eukaryota, Metazoa, Mollusca, Bivalvia, Mytilida, Mytilidae. Bases 316 to 1362 code for a protein of 348 amino acids. Gene Ontology annotation, cellular component: plasma membrane. Gene Ontology annotation, biological process: cell surface receptor signaling pathway; adenylate cyclase-activating G protein-coupled receptor signaling pathway.